UGCCUUCGCGACAGUGACGCCUCUGCUCCCCUCCCUUCCCCGCGCUGCUGCCCUCUCGCUGUCUCGCACCUUCCUUCUCCUUCUAGAACCUUCCGCCUCCGCUCCUCGUCCUUGUCCGUGCGCGCCGCCGCCGCCGGAGAUGGCGACGAUGGAGAACGUGAUCGUGCUCGUGAACCGCAUCCAGCGCGCCUGCACCGUCCUCGGGGACCACGGCGGCGGCGACGGCACCGCCUCGCUCCCCACCCUCUGGGAGGCGCUCCCUUCCGUCGCCGUCGUCGGUGGCCAGAGUUCCGGCAAGUCAUCGGUGCUGGAGAGCAUCGUUGGGCGCGACUUCCUGCCUCGAGGAUCAGGGAUCGUGACGAGACGGCCGCUGGUUCUGCAGCUCCACAAGACGGAGGAUGGGGUGCAGGAGUACGCUGAGUUCCUGCAUAUGCCCAAACGCCGGUUCACCGAUUUUUCUCUUGUGCGGAAUGAAAUCCAAGAUGAAACUGAUAGGCUGACAGGGAAGACUAAACAGAUAUCUCCUGUUCCAAUUCAUCUCAGCAUUUACUCGCCACAUGUGGUCAACUUGACAUUGAUUGAUCUUCCGGGUCUAACCAAAGUUGCAGUAGAAGGACAACCUGAAAGCAUUGUCCAGGAUAUUGAAAGUAUGGUGCGCUCAUAUGUUGACAAGCCAAACUGCAUCAUACUUGCUAUAUCUCCUGCCAAUCAAGAUAUAGCAACAUCCGAUGCUAUUAAACUUGCUCGAGACGUUGAUCCAACUGGUGAAAGGACAUUUGGUGUGUUGACUAAGCUUGAUUUGAUGGACAAGGGAACAAAUGCACUUGACGUUCUUGAAGGAAGAUCUUACAGACUGCAGCAUCCAUGGGUCGGGAUUGUUAACCGUUCACAAGCAGAUAUCAACAAGAAUGUUGACAUGAUUAUUGCCAGGAGAAAAGAACAGGAGUUCUUUGCUUCUAGUUCUGAAUAUUCUCAUUUAGCUAGCAGGAUGGGUUCAGAAUAUCUUGCCAAACUUCUUUCACAGCACUUAGAGGCUGUGAUCAGGGCACGGAUUCCAAGCAUAACAUCUCUGAUCAACAAAACUAUUGAUGAACUUGAAUCUGAGAUGGAUCACAUUGGUAGGCCUAUUGCAUCUGAUGCUGGGGCUCAACUAUACCUCGUAUUGGAGCUUUGCCGUGCAUUUGAGAAAAUAUUUAGAGAACAUCUUGAUGGAGGACGUCCUGGAGGCGAUCGAAUUUAUGGUGUCUUUGAUAACCAACUCCCUUCUGCUCUGCGAAAGCUUCCAUUUGACCGUUACCUCUCUCUGCAAAAUGUUAAGCGGGUUGUAUCAGAAGCUGAUGGUUAUCAACCUCAUUUAAUCGCUCCUGAGCAAGGGUACCGUCGACUGAUUGAGUCUGCUCUCAAUUAUUUUAGAGGGCCAGCUGAAGCUUCUGUAGAUGCUGUGCAUCAUGUUUUGAAAGAGCUGGUAAGGAAAUCCAUCGGUGAGACUCAGGAACUGAGAAGGUUUCCCACUCUUCAAGCGGAGCUUGCUGCUGCAUGCUUUCACGCCCUAGAGAGAUUCCGUGAAGAUGGCCGCAAAACCACUGUGAGACUGGUUGAUAUGGAGUCAACAUACUUGACUGUGGAAUUCUUCCGCAAGCUUCCACAGGAAGUUGACAAGACUGGAACUGGAAACCCUUCCACUCCUUCUGUUGAUCGUUACGCUGACGCACACUUCAGGAGGAUUGCUUCUAAUGUAUCUGCAUACAUUGCAAUGGUAUCUGAUACAUUGAAGAAUACUAUCCCCAAAGCUGUCGUUCAUUGUCAAGUCCGGGAAGCUAAGCGGUCCUUGCUUAACUAUUUCUAUACCCAAGUGGGCAGCAAAGAUGCUAAAGAGCUUGCGCGACUCCUCGAUGAGGAUCCUGCUCUUAUGGAGCGAAGGCAGCAAUGCUUUAAGAGGCUUGAGUUAUACAAGUCUGCCAGGGAUGAGAUCGAUGCCGUGUCAUGGUCGCGGUAAAGGUAAUAUUCUGUUAGUUAAGCGCCAUGCUUUUAUGAGGAGAAAUAGGCUUUGCAAUUUGAUAUGCAGAAUUAAUGGCCAGUUGAUCUGCACUUUUAUUGUUAAUCUUCGAUGAAUGAUCACUAAUCGUUGUGCUAUAUAUGAGUCCUGAUUGCUAUGUCUUUUCAUAGUAUGUAUGCAGACUUUUAAGCACAAGUAUGAAUGAAGUUCCGUCUGUUUA
Oryza brachyantha (malo sina) is the source of this 2216-nucleotide messenger RNA. RefSeq names its product dynamin-related protein 1E-like. NCBI's taxonomy places the organism in Eukaryota, Viridiplantae, Streptophyta, Magnoliopsida, Poales, Poaceae. The coding region runs from base 140 to 1996 and encodes 618 amino acids. The transcript is spliced from 15 exons. Gene Ontology annotation, cellular component: membrane; cytoplasm; microtubule. Gene Ontology annotation, molecular function: GTPase activity; microtubule binding; GTP binding. The record is from RefSeq and is a predicted model, not a curated record.